AUGGGCUCGUAUUGCAAAUUCGCCGAUACCGUAUUGCAAUUUUGGAAAAUAUGUGAAAAAUAUCCCGAUUUAUUGAAAUACGUUGAAAGCACCAUUCUUGACAAGGUGAAGGAAAAGUUUGUUUGUGCGUGGACGGAUAAAGUUCGACACAUUGGAAAUACAACCACCAAUAGAGUUGAGUCGACACAUGCUACAUUAAAAAAUUGGUUGUGCGAUAGCAAGGGUGAUUUGUGUAAAGCAUGGGACACGAUACACCACAUGAUUUUGAACCAACACAACGAAAUACAAACCUCGUUCGGUCGGAGAAUUACAGUUUUGGAACAUCGGUUUAAGGACAACAUCCUUUACUCUCAAUUGAUCGGCAAUAUGUCUCGGUCCAGAUUAAAUUAUAUAUCUUUCACGAGACGAAACAAAGUGAAACUUUUGGUGGCGAUACCGCAAGGUGUGGUUGCACUAUCACUAGCACGAAUGAGACUUAGUUUUGAUGAUGAUGGUUGUAUUGAAGAAGAUUUGAAUAUUUCUAUUAUUUCUGAAUUGGAGGCGAUACAAGAGAGAUUUUCGAAGGCCGAUGACAACAUGAAAUUAAUCAUCAGAGAACAAUUGCGGAGGAAUGGAUUUCCCGAAACAACCGACAUGAAACCGCCGUCUCAACCCGUUAAGACAAAAGGUGCUCCUAAGAAAGUGAAGUCUACGCCAAAUGACAACUUGACAACGCGGUUUCCUUCAUAUUUUGAGCACGUCGACAAAUGCUUUCCGGACUCACCUACUCCGAGAAAUCGCAAAAAUCUCAAAAGAGUUCAAACAAGGGAGCUCGCAUAA
Vicia villosa (hairy vetch) is the source of this 819-nucleotide messenger RNA. RefSeq lists its product as uncharacterized. Bases 1 to 819 code for a protein of 272 amino acids. The record is from RefSeq and is a predicted model, not a curated record. The transcript has 2 exons. NCBI's taxonomy places the organism in Eukaryota, Viridiplantae, Streptophyta, Magnoliopsida, Fabales, Fabaceae.